UAACGUACCAAAAGAUAGAGCAAAAGAUUCUCUCUCUCUCCGCGCAGAAAGAGAUAGAGCCUAGAGCGCGGAGGGCUGUUUCGUGUGUCUGAGGAUCUCCUGAUCUCUCCUCUAUCCACCGUCAUCUUCCGCCGCCCUCCCCUCCGAUCCCCUUUCUCUUCCUCCUCCUCCUCGUCUCUCUCUCUCUCUCUCGCUCGCUCGCUCGUAUGGUCGUACUCGUAUCAUCUGACCAGAAGCUCCCCUCCCCAGAGAUGCCACGGAGUCCAGAGAGUUGAGGCCAGAGAAACCAGUUGCAGAACUAGCAAAUAAAAGAGCAGAAGAAGAGUCAAGGGAGGAGAGGGCAUCCGAUUCAAUGGAGGGUGGCGAGACGACGCUGUCAGGGCUCGGCGGCGCGCACGGCGUGGACACCAAGGUGCUGCACGCGUUCCAGACGAGCUUCGUGCAGGUGCAGAGCCUGCUGGACCAGAACCGAGUCCUCAUCAACGAGAUCAACCAGAACCACGAGUCCAAGGUGCCCGGCGACCUCUCCCGCAACGUGGGCCUCAUCAGGGAGCUCAACAACAACAUCCGCCGCGUCGUCGACCUCUACGCCGACCUCUCAUCGCUCUUUGCUGCCUCGGAGGGCGGCGGCGGCGGCGGUCGCGCCGCCUCGGAGGGUGGCUCCGUCGGCACCGUCCGGCAGGCCGCCGCCGGGCACAAGAGGAUCAGGUCCGGCCUCGACUAACUUCCUAAGGAUUAGCUAGAGAGCUCCCUUUGAGCUGAGCUGUUCUUGUACCUAUCUAAUUAUCUGUAUUACUCCUACUACUACAUAUGAGCAAGGACAAUCCUCUCCUACAAUGUUAUGUUCUUCUUGUAGCUGAUGUUAAUCUCACGUCGGUAUGAGCAAGUAUGAGGUUUGAAUUCGAUGCAA
Molecule: messenger RNA, 910 nt
Organism: Phragmites australis (common reed)
Lineage: Eukaryota; Viridiplantae; Streptophyta; Magnoliopsida; Poales; Poaceae
Product: protein ELF4-LIKE 4-like
Exons: 2
Coding region: 353-724 (123 amino acids)
Biological process (GO): entrainment of circadian clock; positive regulation of circadian rhythm
Source: RefSeq, a predicted model, not a curated record